UCUCUCUCUCUCUCUCUCUCUCUCUCUCUCUCUCUCUCUCUCUCUCUCUCUCUCUCUCUCUCUCUCUCUCUCUCUCUUUCAUGCAUACUGGCUGCCCUGGGAGUCAGGUGGCUGACUGACUGGGAGCCACCGCAGCAGCAGAAGCAGCAGCACCGUUUCCCUUUUUCCUUCUGGGCCCACACGAGUCAACCAGGCAUGGAUGCUGUGACUGUGUACCAUGGCAAAAUCAGCCGGGAGACGGGGGAGAAGCUAUUGCUCGCCACGGGCCUGGAUGGAAGCUAUCUGCUAAGAGACAGCGAGAGUGUUCCUGGCGUGUACUGCCUGUGUGUUUUGUAUCAAGGUUACAUCUAUACAUAUCGAGUGUCGCAGACAGAAACAGGUUCUUGGAGUGCUGAGACAGCACCUGGGGUGCAUAAAAGAUUUUUCCGGAAAAUAAAAAAUCUCAUUUCAGCAUUUCAGAAGCCAGAUCAAGGCAUUGUAAUACCGCUGCAGUAUCCAGUUGAGAAGUCCUCAGUGAGGAGUACACAAGGGAGAAGUGAUUCUGAUGUCUGCCUGAAAGCGCCAUGAAGAAGACUAACACACCCUGUCCUUUAUUUUCAAUAAUUUAAGUAUAUGCCAAGUCUUGUAUAUUGUAGAUACUGCAGUUCAGUGAACUGUAAAUGCCUUUUAAACAGCACUCUAGUCCUGUAAUAGGAGCAUCUCUCCCAUGUCAAAGCUGAAAGUGGAUGUUGUAGAUAGCAAGUGUUUUAAAUUGAGGACUGGGAAACAGAAUCCCUUAGAGUAUUUUUACUUCCUGUAUUUACGAAUGAGAAGCAGUUUAAAGCACAAUGAAAACUUUACAAAAGAUUAAUGUCAA
This is a messenger RNA of Alexandromys fortis (reed vole), 856 nucleotides long. It is a transcript of the gene Sh2d1a, whose product is annotated as SH2 domain containing 1A. NCBI's taxonomy places the organism in Eukaryota, Metazoa, Chordata, Mammalia, Rodentia, Cricetidae. Gene Ontology annotation, cellular component: cytoplasm. The transcript has 4 exons. The record is from RefSeq and is a predicted model, not a curated record. Gene Ontology annotation, biological process: regulation of immune response; cell-cell signaling; cellular defense response. Bases 196 to 567 code for a protein of 123 amino acids.